AUCCCAAUUUGCCAAAAUGACAGUAAACAGCUGAUCUUAAUAAUUAGGUUAGGUUUAUUAUAAUAGUUUUUAAGUAUAUUUAAUAAAUACUUACUAAUUUCCCGAAAUGUCCGAGAAAGAUUAUGCGCCACUUAGCUCAGCAUGCGUACGUGCUUUAAAUGAUAAAUUAUACGAUAGAAGAAAAACAGCAGCCUUAGAAAUUGAAAAGAUGGUAAAAGAAUUUGCAGCAGUAAAUAAUACUGGACAAAUAAAAAGAUUACUUAAAGUUCUGGGUCAGGACUUUUCAUUGUCUCAAAAUUCGCAUGCAAGAAAAGGAGGACUAAUUGGACUUGCAGCCAUUGCAAUAGCUUUAGGGAAGGAUACAGGCCUUUAUGCAGAUGAAUUAAUAAAACCUAUAUUAGGAUGUAUGGCUGAUCAAGACUUACGAGUAAGGUAUUAUGCCUGCGAGUCCUUAUACAAUGUUGUGAAGGUGUCUAGGGGAGCAGUAUUGCCUCAUUUCUCUGCGAUAUUUAAUGCUUUAGGUAAAAUUGCUGCUGAUCCUGAUCAGAAUGUAAAAAAUGCUUCCGAAUUAUUGGACCGGCUUUUAAAGGACAUUGUAGUUGAAAGUACUUCAUUUGAUCUAGAUGGUUUUAUUCCUCUCCUUCGAGAAAGGAUUUAUACUAAAAGUCCUUUUGCAAGGCAGUUCAUUAUAUCAUGGAUAUCAGUAUUAAACACCGAACCUGACUUAGAUUUAAUCGCAUACUUACCAGAAAUUUUGGAUGGAUUAUUUAUAAUUUUAGAUGAUACAAAUUUAGAAGUAAAAAAAAUGUGUGAAACCACUUUAGGGGAAUUCUUGCGAAGCAUUAAGAGCGAUCCUGCUAAAGUUAAUUUCGGUGCUAUGAUAAAUAUCCUAAUUAGCCAUGCUCAAGAGAAAAAUGAUGAUUUGGUACAGUUUACAGCUAUAACAUGGAUAAAAGAAUUUGUUCAAUUAUCGGGUCUAGCUAUGUUACCAUAUAUGUCAGGAAUAUUUACAGCAGUGCUGCCAUGUUUGGCCUAUGACACAGAAGCUCGGAGAAACAUAAAAGAAACCGCAACUGCUGUCAAUUUUACGCUGAUGAAACUUAUAGCCCUUCAGGACACUAGCGGAGCAGAACAAUCGGAAGAAUUAAGACCGUCCAUUGCAACUGAAAGCGAAAUUCAGCAAGAACUAGAUUUGCCUUCAGUUAUUUGUGUAUUGACUCAAUAUCUUGGGCAUAAUUCCAUACAAACAAAAGUAGCAGUAUUAAAAUGGAUUCACGACUUGUAUACAAAACUUCCAAAUAAAAUGGUAGAGCACAUUGAUAUACUUUUUCCUGCUUUACAACGAACGCUAUCAGAUGAAUCAGACCAAGUUGUUCAACAGUGUCUUGUAGUUAUAGCCGAAGUAAUAUCGUCGCCAAAGACAACUAAUGCAGCUGUCGAAGGUAGCAAUACCUAUUACAAUAAGUUUGUUAUAAGUUUGCUAAACUCCUUUAAUAUGGAUAAGACAUUGCUAGAUGAGCGAGGAUCUUUUAUUAUAAGACAGCUGUGUGUUUUACUUAAUGCUGAGGAUAUUUAUCGCACAUUAGCCCAAACGCUUCUAAAGGAACAAAAUCUUAAAUUUGCUAGUCUUAUGGUGGAACACCUUAAUAUGAUUUUACUUACUUCAUCCGAAUUAUAUGAAAUGAGGAAUCGAUUGAAGGAUCUCAAAACAGAAGAAAAUAAAUCGUUGUUUAGGUGCUUGUAUGAAACGUGGUGUCACAAUCCGGUGGCCACCGUAGCUUUAUGUUUAUUAUCUCAAAGUUACAGUCAUGUUUGCGACUUAAUUAAAUUAUUUGGUAAUUUAGAAGUGACUGUGGACUUUUUAAUGGAAAUAGAUAAGCUAGUACAACUAAUUGAAUCUCCGAUAUUUGCAUAUUUGCGCUUAGAAUUACUUGAAGUACCUUGUGACAAAAGUUUGGUAACCGCCCUUUACGGUUUGCUAAUGCUGUUGCCCCAGACUGAAGCUUUUUCCACACUUCGGACAAGGUUAAGUUGCAUUCCAAGUUUACAUUUACACUGUGAUGACAAUAAUAUCUCAGAGAAAAAAGUGGUCCGUCAAAGUGGUAUUAAUUUUCAACAGUUGUUAAACCAUUUUAUACAAGUACAAGAAAAACACAAAGAAUACAAAAAGAAUAUAAGGACGAAAGAAAUAUUGUCCUUGGACCGAGAAAUGAGUAAUAUUGACUUGUAAAUUGUUGUAUUUAUAUCUUAUUAUAUUAUAUUGAAAUAUAGUGGUACAUUUCCUA
This is a messenger RNA of Anoplophora glabripennis (Asian longhorned beetle), 2285 nucleotides long. RefSeq names its product protein VAC14 homolog. Lineage: Eukaryota; Metazoa; Arthropoda; Insecta; Coleoptera; Cerambycidae. Bases 107 to 2230 code for a protein of 707 amino acids. Gene Ontology annotation, cellular component: endosome membrane; PAS complex. The record is from RefSeq and is a predicted model, not a curated record. The transcript is spliced from 14 exons. Gene Ontology annotation, biological process: positive regulation of kinase activity; phosphatidylinositol biosynthetic process.